AUGCCUGUACCGCCUGCAAGUAAGUUGUUUUACUCUAUUAACUAUGUAGAGUCCAACCAACUGAAGCUUAGAAAGGUGGAGCCGUGGAAUAGUGUCCGGGUCACAUUCAACAUCCCCAGAGAAGCUGCUGAGCGUCUGCGCCUUCUCGCCCAAGGCAACAACCAGCAGCUGCGAGAUCUAGGAAUUCUGUCUGUCCAGAUUGAAGGAGAGGGAGCUAUUAACCUAGCAUUACCCCAAAAUGCUGCUCAAGAGGUGAGGAUGAACGGCCCAGUGGCGGCAAGCAAUGCCAUGAGGAUUGACCCCAGCUUUGCAGUGCAGAACAGGGCAGGCCUGGUCAGGAUGAACAACCCAACAACAGCCUCCAUGAUGUCCCAGGGACCCCAUGUUUCAUCAGCUAUGAUGGCUGCCGGUGGAAGCAACGAACUCCAGCCAAGGACUCCCAGGCCUCCUUCACAACAAGAUAUUAUGGAUCCCUUUGUGUCUGGCUUGAAUGCUCAGCCACAGAGUCUCCCCUCCGGGUCCCUGGCUCCUCAGAUGCACUCUAUGCAGGGCGUUGUUGCUAAUCGACCAGUCAAUCCAGCCAACUUUCAACAGUUUCAGCAGGCUCGUCUACCACAACAUCAGCAAGUAGCCCAAGGUCUUCGUCCUGCUUUUGCAACACCUGCACAAGUUCCUGUGCCGCCGGGCUGGAAUCAACUGGCAUCAGGAGCUCUACAGCCUCCUCCAGCCCAAGCAAGUAUGGGGACAGUGGCCUCCAACCAACAGUGGAAGAAAUCUGGUCUGGGUGGAGGUCCAUUACAGCAACAACAGCAGUUUCCUCAGAGACCAUCACUUUCCACAGGGCAAACACCUUCUCACCCCCCACCUCCAUACCCAUUCGGCAGCCAGCAGGCGUCACAAGUUCACUCCAAUUUCCCUUCCAUGGCAAAUGCAAAUCAGUUCAGCUCACCUCCAAUGAAACCAAUGCAGGGGGCACCCCCACGGGUGCUCACUCCAUUGCAGCAGCCCCAUCUCUCCAAGUCUCCUGCCUCAUCUCCUUCCUCCUUUCAGCAAAGCUCUCCUGCCUCCUCCCCUACAGUGAACCAAACACAGCAGCAGGCCAUGGGACCACGGGCAGGACAGGGUGGCACAUUGCCCCAGGGGUUUCAGCAACAGCCUGUGAACUCUCCGGGACGCAGUGGCAUGAUGCCACAGGGAAGCCCAGCAGGAAACUUUAUGAUGCAGCAGAAUCAGGGUCCACAGAAUAUUCACACAGGAGUUCCCAAACGCCUUCCACCAGGUUUUCCACCAGGACAAGGAAAUGCCAAUUUCCUGCAGGGACAGACACCUCCCAGUACUGCAGGAUCGCCGGCCAACAGUGGAGCAACACAGCCGCAGACAAAUACAGCUGGACAACCAACAGGUGGUCAGACGAAUGGAUCUUCCCACAGUCAAAUGCAAGGAUCACAUGGGGGUCCUAAUCUGAUGCAGACCAAUCUGAUGGGACUUCAUAACAACCUGAAUAACCAGCAGCCAGGUGGAGGUGGGGUGGGCCAAGUCAACAUUGGUGGUCUUCAUGGUCAGCCACAACAAGGACCACAAUCUCAGAUUCUUGGCAUGCACCAGCAGAUAAUAUCUUCCCAAGGUCAAAUGGUGAACCUUCCAGGACAAGCCCCUUUAAAUACGCAGGGACAGCUGGUACUUUCAAGAAACCAACUUAUGUCCCAGGGACAGAUUUUGGGAGCAUCUCAAAAUCUGGGUCAGGCACCUCAGAGAAUGACUCCUCCUAAGCAAAUGAUUCCCCCUCACAACCAGAUGAUGGUGCCCCAAGGUCAGACUGUAAUGCAACAGAAUCCUGUAAUGGAGCAAGUUAUGCAAGGCAACAAACAGGGAUUUAGUAAUCAAAACCCAGCAGGCGUGAUGGCAGGACCUAGUCAGAUAAUAAGGGGACCAACCCCUGGUAUGGCCAACAACAUGUUACAGUUCCAGGGGCAAAAUGUUUCCCAACAGGGUGCAGUAGGUUGUAAUCCUUCACAAGGUGUUAAUAUGCAGGGGCAGGUCCUCCGACAGGCUGUGCCUGGUCAACAUCUUCAACAGCCACAUAAUGAAAGCACAGCUCAAACUGGCAGUGAUUUGGGUGCUAUGUUGAAUGACAUUUCCAUGCAGCAACAAGGAAACAUGGCUCAGCAACACCAACAACACUUGCAGAACAUGGCAGGGAAUGGUGGACAGCACUUUUCAGGCCAUGGUCUAUCAUUUGCAACUGCAUUUGGUCAAGGAGGAAACGCAAAUCAGCUUUCCUGUGGUCAAAACCCCAAUUUCCCUGUUAAUAAAGAUGUUACCCUGACCAGCCCUCUUCUGGUGAAUCUACUUCAGAGUGACAUAUCUGCCGGACACUUUGGCAUGAACAAUAAACAGAAUAGUAACGCUGCCAAACCUAAAAAGAAAAAGCCACCAAGGAAGAAAAAGAACCAACAAGGAGAGGAACAUAUAAGCAUCGGUGAGACUCGUAUGGAGGACUCUGAUCAGACUGGGAUAAGUGGUGAGCAACUGGGAGCCCUGGAGGCUGGACAGAAGCUUUCAGAUUUCACUAGCAGGCCGUCGGGUUAUCCAGCCCAGGGGAUUGAUCAAAGGCAACUUCAGCAGAUUCCACCUCAGUUAAUGCAGCUGGGACAGCAACAGGGUCAAAGCGGACAGACUCCUCCACAGCAAAUGAUGAUGAUGCUGAUGAUGCAGCAGCAGCAGCAACAAGACCAAAAGCCAGUGAAGCUUCCCUUACAACAAAAUGUCUUCAACCCCCGGGCAGCUAUGAACACUGAUGUGCAGAGGAUGCCCAUUCAGCAAGGUGGAAAUAUACCUGUUAUGGUAAAUUUACAGGGUGUUGGUUCUAUACCACCUUCGCCAGACAAGCAGAGGAUGUCUAUGGUGUCCAGUGCACCAUUAGGAAGCAAUAUUAGAAAGGUGGGAUUCCCAGAUAGUGGGCAGAAUCAAUCUGGAUCACCUCUAGGUGAUGGAUCUUCAGCAGCUCCUCUUCCAGAUAUUCCUGACCUCCCCACAGCAUCUGGACCCCAAGGCAACAUGGCAUCACACUUACUCAUCUCUCAAAAUCCAUUGAUGAUGGCUGGAGCUAAGCCAGGUGCUCCUUCUGCACUCUCUCUGGGACAAGGAACAAGCCCUCAGCAACAGCACUCCAACACCAUGGCUGGAUCUCAUGGGCACCAUUACCAAAGUGUGCAGACUCCAUCACAGUCAUCAAGGCCUAAGACACCCAAUAGGGCAAGUCCCAGACCUUAUUACCCUCAGACUCCCAAUAACCGCCCACCUAGCACAGAGCCUUCUGAGAUUAGCCUCUCUCCAGAAAGACUGAAUGCCUCUAUAGCUGGUCUCUUCCCUCCACAGAUCAAUAUUCCAUUACCUCCCAGGCCUACACUAAGUCGAGGUUUUGAUCAGCAAGGUUUGAACCCAACUACCCUAAAAGCCAUAGGACAGGCACCACCUGGCCUAACUGUGAAUAGUCAGCCUUUCGGUACACAUACAAAUAAAAUGGAUAACGGUUCAGGAAAACCACCGAAUGCAGGUGCCAACAAGCGAGCAAGCCCAAGCAACAGCAGACGCUCAAGCCCUGCCUCAAGUCGUAAAACAACACCAAGCCCUGGUAGGCAGAAUUCCAAGUCUGCAAAAAUGAUACUUGGAGGACCACAAACCCCUGGUGUUCUGCACAAUGUGGAGAUGCAGCAGAGGAACAUGGUGGCCGGCCAAAUGUCCAUGCAAAACCCUGUAAUUGCUCCUCCGAUUGGGCACUAUCCUCCUAUUUCUAUACCAAGUGCAGCGGUCAUUACCGAGGAAAUUAAAGAAAAUCCUAAUGUGAUUCCAGAGAGCGACACACAGAUAGUGCAGGUGGUCUCUAAAGAACCUGCUACAACAGAUUAUAAAGUAGGUGUUCACCAAGAAACAAAGAUGACAUCUCCUGAAGAGCUUUCUAAGAAAGAUGCAGCUGUAACAGAUAUCCCAAAGCCUCCGAGUGCUGAAGACUUGGCUGCCAUUUCUCCGGCCAUGAGGGAUGCCCCAACAUCAUUGAGUCAGUUACUUGACCAUUCAAACUCCCCCAAUGUAAAUAUUAAGCCCCCAAAUUCAGCACCUGAAACAUCGCUCAUUCAGAGCCCCACAGAGGACACAAAAAAUGAAAUUGUAGCUUUACCAGGAGAUGCAUUAAAUAAAGAUGCCCAUUGUAUUACCAACCCACAGCAGUAUACAGAGCCCAGUCCUGCUCAGUCAAGGUUGGAUACAGUGGAGCCUAAUGCUAAUGUACAACUGAACCUCCCUGGCGCAUCCCUGAAGAGACCUGCUGGUCCCACGACUGUCUCUAGUACUUUGCCUCCUAGCCAGAUUACUGUUUUUGUGGCAUCAAAUCCUAUCACCACUUCUGCAAGUGUAUCAGCUCCCAUGGCUUCUCAUCUGCAGCCCAAUUUGGUACCAACCGUGGUUACUAUGCCAAACGUGGGAAAUAAAGUAAUUGUAUCUGAAGGACAGGCAUCUGUUCAGUCUAGUAGUCGACCGCAGUUUAUCACUCCGGUCUUCUUUAAUUCUUCAUCCAUCAUCCAGGUAAUGAAAGGAUCUCCGCAAAGUAAUAUACCUACUUCCAACACUAACUUGAUGCCUCAGUCUGUCGCAGUUGUAGGACCUUUGCAUAUUUCCCAAAAUAUUCAGUUCCCUGGGCCACCCUCUUCUUCUGCUCCUACCAGUAAUAGCCCUAGCCUACCAACCACCCGACCAGGCCUCAUAAGCCCAGUACAAAGUACACCCCAAUUUACACCAUCCCAGUCAUCUUCAUCUCUGCCACUACCACCUGCUCCAAUGCAAACCAGCUCAGAAGACAACAGCUCCCAGGUGGGGAAAACUCCAGAAUUGUCUCCUGCACCACCAAAACCUACAUCACCAACCCUGGACAACAACCUGGACAUUUCUAUAAGCAAGGACAGUCAGCUUGCCAAGAAAGAGACUGAUGACAUGACAGGCUCUGUUCCUGAAAGCUCUGAUGUAAAUGGUCUCUCUGUUAGUACACCUGGAGGCACCAUACCACAAGGCGGCCAUGUUUCUUCUGAGAACAAUAGUACUUCUGUGCUUUCCUUGGAUCCUAUGGGUCCUAUAGUGAACACUCCUGUCGACCUUCUGACUUAUCCUUCUGAUCCCCUAAUGUUGACUGAGAAAAACAGCGAAGUCACACUAGCAGAACGGAUCAGCACCACCUUUGAUGAAACCGUUCCAGAACAGAUCUUAGAAACAGAUCCAGAGUCGCAGGAUACAAUGGAGAGUGAACCAGCCGAGCGGUCGCGGCCUCCAAGCCGAAGAAAUUCUAGAGCAGAGGAGUUUCCCAUGCCCCAAGAUAGUUUGGAGAGUGGUCAGCGAAAGCGGUCAGCACGUCCCACCUCCGCAUCCUGCUCAACGAAAGAACCUGGAGCCAGCCCCCCUCAACCCAAACGGAGGAAGUCCAAGUAAAUUUUGUUUCAUUUGUCCAUUUCCCCCCCACCCACCCUUUUUUAUACAAAUCUGCUGACAGAUAUGUAUAUGUUUGUGAGCUGUGAUAUAUCUCUAUUUUUUUAUCGACUGGAGGUGAAUAUGCUUGUACAGUUCUCAUUGGUUAUAAUUAUUUUUCCUGCUUCAGUGGAGAGACCUUUCCUUUUGUUAAAUGAACCCAGUUAAGCUACCAAUCCUCAUUCCGACCUGACAUUUUUAUUCUGUACCACUAGAGGGCAGUGGGAGUCCAUAAUUAUUAUAUAAUGUCUGGGGUCUAAUCAGAAAAGUGUUUGCAACGAGUAGUAUGAAUGGAAAACCUUUUGAGGCACUGAAGAACAGAUGUAGCAGUCUCAAUGGCCGUCGCCUUCAUCCCAUAACGUUUUGCACAGGAGUCGGCAACCUCCGUCAUUCCAUCUGUUGUAAAACUACAACUCCCAGUAUGUUCCGUUCACUUCUAUGGGAGCUCCAAGAGUAGCCAAAGAAGUGUGGAUGCCGGGAGUUGCAGUUUCACAGCAGUCAGAGGCUGGAUUACCCCUGAAUCCUGCAGAAAAAUAUUUUAAUCCAAUUUGAUGAAAUGUUUCUGGAGCCUUCUGUAGGAAAGAAAUCUUGUGUUAAAAGGAAUUGUAUUCUUCGGGCCAUCUCUACUGACAGGCUCCAGUAUAGCAUGUAAACGCAAAUAAAAUUGGAUAUAUCAUAGAAGUGUGUUGGCUGGGUUUAACCAACAGGGAAAUGAGAGUGCCUGUCUCCCAAGUACCCUGCGGAGAGUUUCCUACUCUCCAUUGAAAAAUAGCCUCGUCAAUAUAUCUGGCCAUUUCCAUAUCUCCCAUAUGAAGACUGCACAUGUAGAAAUGGGUAAUCGGGUUCAUUGGGGUUCCUAGUGGUCAAACCCCAGCUGAUUAUACUUUUAUGCCAUGAAUGUGAAUUGUGGGAAAAUCCCUUGAACAGAUUUGUCUGGUGAGGCUCUCUGUGCAGGCAUCAGUGGAUUCCUUUCAACAGGGACAGGUGAUUGCUGGGUCCUCUGAACUCUUAUUAAUCCCCUUGUACAGAGAUGAUCCUUUCAAGAUGGGUGAGGUUUACAUGUAGAGGAGCACAGUAAUAAUCCAAUCUUAUUGUCAAUUUGUGACCAGUAAUAGAUUUCUUAAAGGCUAUGUACACCUUUGGGGACAAUUUUCUUACUAGUGCAUUGUACUCAUUUUAAGCUAAAAAAUCUUUUUUUCAAAUGGUCUUUAUUAAAAAAAAAUAAAAAAAUGGAGUCCU
Messenger RNA from Bufo gargarizans (Asiatic toad), 6750 nucleotides. RefSeq names its product nuclear receptor coactivator 6 (gene NCOA6). NCBI's taxonomy places the organism in Eukaryota, Metazoa, Chordata, Amphibia, Anura, Bufonidae. Gene Ontology annotation, cellular component: transcription regulator complex; nucleus; histone methyltransferase complex. The record is from RefSeq and is a predicted model, not a curated record. Gene Ontology annotation, biological process: positive regulation of transcription by RNA polymerase II.